Molecule: messenger RNA, 1590 nt
Organism: Adelges cooleyi (spruce gall adelgid)
Lineage: Eukaryota; Metazoa; Arthropoda; Insecta; Hemiptera; Adelgidae
Gene: LTV1
Product: protein LTV1 homolog
Exons: 10
Coding region: 214-1527 (437 amino acids)
Biological process (GO): ribosomal small subunit biogenesis; ribosomal small subunit export from nucleus
Cellular component (GO): nucleus; cytosol; preribosome, small subunit precursor
Source: RefSeq, a predicted model, not a curated record
ACGUUUUUUCCACACAAAAUACAGAUUACCAUCAGCAUCAGGCUUCACAUUUGUCUGAUAACUGAUUAAUGAUGUGAGUUAUUAUCAUUUGCCAAGAUUCGAAAUGUCUAUUUUCAAGUUUCAUCUGAACUUCUAAGUACAUUAUAUAUGUAAAAGUGUUGUUUGCGUAGAAAUUUGAUAUUUACUUAUCACAACGCCUGUGAAUACUUUAAAAUGCCAAAAACCAAAAAGAAAUUUAUUGAUAAAAAGAAUUCUGUGACUUUCCAUGUAGUACACAGAAGUCAACAUGAUCCUCUUGUCACUGAUGAAACAGCACCACAGCAUGUUUUGGUUCCUCAAGAAACGCAUAAAACGAAAGGAGUAAAAAAAAAAAAUAAAGACGAGGAAGCUAAAUAUGGUAUAUAUUUUGAUGAUGACUAUGAUUAUUUACAACAUUUAAAAGAGAGCCAAUCAAAUGAUUUUAUUUUAUUGCCUGCACCAACGAAUGCUUCAAAAGAAAAAACUGUUAAACCAAAAGUGAUGUUACCAUCUUCAGUUUUCGAAUCUGAAGUCGAAGAAAAAGUUGGAAUGUUGAAUAAAGCAGCUCCUCAAUCGGGUUUGCGGUUGGAUUUGGAUCCAGACAUAGUUGCGGCAAUGGAUGACGAUUUUGAUUUUAAAAAUCCAGAAAAUGAGUUGGAGGACGAUUUUGUUGUCAUGGCAAACCAACUUGGAUCAAAUGAGGAAUUAAUUGAAUUAGAAGAUGUGAUUGAAGAAUGUGAUGAUUAUGACAGCGAAGCAUAUGAUGAAGUUGGUAGUUUAAAUAUGGAAGAAACUAAAUCGCAGUUUACCAAUUACUCAAUGUCCAGUUCUGUUAUAAGACGCAAUGAAAACCUUAAAUUGAUAGAUGAUCAAUUUGAACAAUUAUUUGCUGCAUAUGAUGAUGCUGAAAUCGGAGCUUUAGAUACAGAAGAAAUCGAGGGGACAUUGACUAUGGAAUCGGAUAUUCUAAAAAAAGCCUCCGAAGAAUUUGAAUUAAAUAUGAAAAAAGAAGGAAUAUCUACGGACAAAUCAUCUGUUUUAAUAUACGAUAGUGAUUCUAACAAUGAAGAACCUACAUAUAAAGUACCAGUUGAUGAGGUUGAUAAAAAAAAAUGGGAUUGUGAGAGUAUACUUUCAACUUAUUCUAAUAUUUACAAUCAUCCUGCACUCAUUAGGGACCCGGUGAUUCAAAAAAUUCAAAUAAAUCCCAGAACGGGAGUGCCUAUAUUACAACAAAGGCUUACAGCUAAAGCAUUGAAGUCACUCGAGAAUAGUAGUACACAGAAUACGGGUACCAAAUCCAUAAUUUCUGCUUUGUCCAUGUUGUCAGUACGGUCUAAAAGUGAAACCCCCGAAGAAAAAUUAAAAAGAAAAAAAGCAUUAAAAGAAUAUAGAAAAGAAAGAAGGCAAGAACGUAAAGCAAACACUGAAGCAUUCAAAGAACAAAAGAAAAAGUUGGAAAAGGAAUUAAUCAAUAGAAACGUUAAUAAGACUGUACGGGUUAUGUAAACAUUUAAGUAUGAGAUUUUUUUAAUCUCCUUGUUAAUAAAAUAUACAUAUUUCCAUUAUUGA